AGAUCAGCGAGCCAUCAGCUCCCCCUCUCCCUCGUUUCAGGGAUUUGUAGUCCGUAGCGUAGGGAACGCCGCCGCGUGUCGGAGGCCUUUGCGGGAGUGAAACUACAGUUCCCUCAGAGCUGCUCGGAGGUGUUAGUUGUCAAUAUGGCUGUUGUCAGACAGACAAAGCAGAGAGGCAAAUAAUUCGCCUCUGAUUAGAAAUCCUUGGAAAAGGGUCGGACAAGGCACUGUUCCCAGCUGCUUUAGUGCUCGGCUGCAGCAAACGACACCGCGCCUCUUUGCUUCCGUUACAAAGUUAAAUGGUUAAGUGGACGAUUUGAAACCGAGGUAAGUCCUGUUACUCGGCUCUCUCGACACAGAAAGUGAUGUUAUUAAUAUCAAACGCUCGCUAGCCAGCGACGGCGGCUAACGUCAGCUAGUAUCGGCGUUGGCACGGCUAGCGUUGUAUGCUAAUCAUCGCACGAGCCCACGGCGACCCGCGUAGCCCACCUCAGGUGGCUAAUCGCCCUCCGCGAUGCCAGGGGGCUGUUGUCAGCGUGGAUUCAGCCUCGAGGGGCAGUGAAGAAAACGAGAGCAAUCCUCGAGUGUUACGGAGGGCUCGCCGUGCUGGCAGCAGCAGGAUGUCUGAGUUCAGCGAGGAGCCGCGCUUCACUAUUGAGCAGAUAGAUCUGCUGCAGCGGCUGCGUCGCACCGGCAUGACCAAGCAGGAGAUCCUGCAUGCGCUCGACACUCUGGACCGGCUGGACCGGGAGCACGGCGACAAGUUUGGCCGCCGCACCUCUUCCUCCUCCUCCUCCUCGUCCUCCUACGGCGUAGGCGGGGCCAACAGCUGCACCAACAACUCUGCCUCUAACACUACUACUACCACGUCAUUCAACAAUAACAACACUGCCUCGGCAACCACCACCUCUUCAGCGUCAUGCAAUGGCGGCGGCAUCAACAGUUGCAGCCGUCACUGGGUUGGGAGAUUGCUUUCAGUAAAGCUGGUAAGGACUCGGCGCUCUGGCCGCCAGAGCCACCGCGACCCUCGCGCCCGCUCUGGCCUCCAGAGCGACCGCGAUCCUCGCACCAGCUCUGGCCGCCAGAGCGACCGCGAUCCUCGCGCCAGCUCUGGCCGCCAGAGCGACCGCGAUCCUCGCGCCAUCACCGUCUCUGCUGUUCUGUCCUUCUGUCACUCAAACCACAGCGACUGCAGACUUGUUGACUCUGCUCCUCCCGCUGCAGGUGCCACUCUGAACAUGCGACCAGCUCCGUUACCUCUGGAGGAAAUGGAGUGGAGGCAAACCCCGCCCCCCCUCACCACCGCCCCCGGGACCUUCCGCUUGCGUCGGGGAAGCCGCUUCACGUGGAGAAAAGAGUGCCUGGCUGUGAUGGAGAGGUGAGGAUUCUUCUGUCAGAAUCGACUUCCUUAUCAAAAUAAAAGGUUUCAUGGUGAUGCUGUUUGUGUUUUUCCUCCAGGGAAGAAGCUGUCUGAUCUGGAGAGGGUCACUUCUCUGAAAGUUUACAACUGGUUUGCCAAUCGCCGCAAAGAGAUCAAGAGACGUGCCAACAUUGAAGCCACAAUCCUGGAGAGCCAUGGGAUAGACGUCCAGAGUCCAGGGGGACACUCCAACAGCGACGACAUCGACGGGAACGACUUCUCGGAGCAGGCCUGUGACCUCCCCUAUUUUGACAAAAGACCUCUCAGCCGACCUUUUGGCCUUUAUCGCCUGGAGCCCACCUCGCCCACACAGGACGACAGCGCAGCGCACAGCGAGCACCAGGACCCCAUCUCUCUGGCUGUGGAGAUGGCUGCCGUCAACCACACCAUCCUGGCCCUGUCCAGAACCGGAGGGGGGCCCAACGACAUCAAGACGGAGUCCCUGGAGGACGAAUGAACUGCACCGGACCUGGGAUGGAGGAAGGGGACGAGAGAAGGGGGAGUGUAAUAGAGUUGGGGGACUGAAAAGAGACCAAAGUAAUGCUCCUUAGUAAAGCUUCAUCGUCUGCUCCUCAGCGUCUGCUCCUCAGCAUCUGCUCCUCAGCCAGCCCCUUACCAACUCUUCCUUCUCUCCCGGCCUCCCCCUUCCUCUCCCUCCUCCGAGUAAUCCUUGUCCACAGUAAUUACCCCCAACCCCACUCCACCUUACUCCAUAUAUUGACACAGCUGGCAGAACUGGGUGACUGUAGGCCCUGUGAUCUCUGUGGAAAUGAGCCACAGAAGAAAAGCGGCUCCUGCAAACCCCUCUAAACGCGGCUCUUGUCCGGGGGGGGUGAACUCUCUCUUCCCGUGAGAACAGGAUACCUCUGCUUUCCUUACCUCGUCCUUGCUCCCCUUCUACUUCCCUCUCCAGCCUGGUCGUCUGAGCCGAUCCUCAGUCUAUCUCACCUCAACGUCAACCUCAGAAAAGUAAUGUGUACUGUAUAUAUAUUAUAUACAUGUUUUAUACAUAUAUAUGUAUAUACAUAUAUAUGUAUAUGGUUCUUAUGGUUCUCAGCCUCACUCACCUCAUGGUGUGCUACCUAUCUACCUACUUACCCUCAGAUUCACCUUAUCAUUGUGCAAUUCAUCAGAAGAGCGACCUCUGGCCUAACGUCUCGGGAAAAAUGGAAGUCAGUCAGCAGAAAAGAUAUCCAAGCUGACACUUGUCUCCUCUGUCCAUUCCUCAGUAGAAUAAACAGCUUUUGGCUUCCUUGCAGUAGAGCUGCUAGGUUGGAUAGAAACGUA
Messenger RNA from Neolamprologus brichardi, 2707 nucleotides. The record is from RefSeq and is a predicted model, not a curated record. NCBI's taxonomy places the organism in Eukaryota, Metazoa, Chordata, Actinopteri, Cichliformes, Cichlidae.